Talaromyces atroroseus is the source of this 1170-nucleotide messenger RNA. RefSeq lists its product as hypothetical. The coding region runs from base 1 to 1170 and encodes 389 amino acids. The transcript has 3 exons. Lineage: Eukaryota; Fungi; Ascomycota; Eurotiomycetes; Eurotiales; Trichocomaceae. The record is from RefSeq and is a predicted model, not a curated record.
AUGGACGUUUCGUCCAUUGUUGCAACUUGGCUCUCAUUUGCCGCCACAGUCAUCGGCCUGAGUUCUCUCGUAACUCAUGUCCGAAGUGCCAUCGCCCAGGCAGAUCCUUUUCUUUCCUUGCGCGACACUCGGCACUUGGGCUGGUGGUGCUUCCGACAGCCCUAUGUGCCAUGGUAUUGCAUUGUUCAGCCGCCUCCCCUCGGUCCAGUAAUUCAUGCCAAUCUUCUGGACGGUCUGUGUGGCCGAAAGACAAUCAGUCUCAGUCGUCUACCACUAACACAGCCAGCUGGUCAAGCUUGCAAGCGAGCCAUCCGAAACUAUCUCAAUGGAUCGCGGGUGGCAGGAUCUACCUCUCGUUCCUCUGAUGAGACACGAAAUACUACAUGCACAAUUAUCUCCCGCGCGACCUUCAUGGCACUGCUUGCCGUGACAAAUGCUCGACCGGCAUUUCUCUACAAUGGCUCUUCCGGACAUCGAGCUGCUUACGCGUCGUACUGCGGUCAGUGGCUAGUUGAGUGGCAGAUCGGAGGCCGAGCGGUAAUUCAUUUUGCUCCACACGACUCCCAUACCCUACUUGACAGUAAUGCGGAAUCUGCUAUGUCGGAGCAUGUUGUCGUUCUUGACUUGCCCAGCUCCAAAAGUCCUGACCGCAGUUUUGUCUUAUAUGUCCCUGAGAAGGAGGGGGGUACACUCAACCAAGCUUUGGAUUGUCUACCAUGGACUCCCCUUUCUUGGUCUGCCCAUCGCGGCCUCAGAGAUAUACUCGUUGCUUUCGCUAAAACCAGGAUGGAUAUGCAUCGAGAUGUACUGGCCGCAACUCUACACUUGGCGGUGUCUAGGUGGCCCGAGAAGCUCGAUGCCAAAGGAUGGAAUCCAAAUUUUGUCAGAGAAAAUAUGGCAGACAUGGCAGCUAGUGCUGUCUUAGCCGGUAGUGGGAUUUCAGGGGGUGUUGUUCGGAUCGUGACAGAUAUAGCUUUGCUUCUCUGGGAUGGAACGGUAGAAGAACUGGACGAGACGACAUUUUGGAGAGAUACAACUACCCCAAGGAGUACUUCGAGUCUCAGUCCAAUGACUGUUGUCGCUCUCGUCAAAUGUUUUGUUCUGGAAUGGAGCGUGGACCUGGAUUAUCAAAUGUAUCAUGACUUGCCAAUGGAGUUAUACUUUGGAUGA